UCGGAUCAUCACGAAGAGCGGCUACGGGUACCGAUUCCGUAGUGGGGCAACAAUCAGCCACCUGCUCUACAUGGAUGACAUCAAGCUGUAUGCCAGGAACGAGCGAGAAAUAGACUCGCUGAUCCACACCACCCGGAUCUACAGCGAUGACAUAGGGAUGUCAUUCGGAUUGGACAAGUGUGGCCGGAUGGUCUCAAAGAGAGGCAAGAUGAUCCGGACUGAGGGGAUUGACCUACCAGAGGGCAACAUAGGUGAUAUCCAAGACAGCUACAUGUACCUUGGCAUCCCACAGGCUAAUGGAAACCAUGAAGAGGCCACAAGGAAGUCAACCACAGCCAAAUACCUCCAGAGAGUAAGGCAGGUCCUGAAAAGUCAGCUGAAUGGUAAGAACAAGGUCCGAGCCAUCAACAUGUACGCACUACCAGUCAUCAGAUACCCCGCUGGUAUCAUAAACUGGCCAAAGGAGGAGAUAGAAGCCACAGAUAUCAAGACUAGAAAGCUCCUCACCAUGCAUGGAGGGUUCCACCCCAAGUCCAGCACCCUGAGACUAUACACUAAGCGGAAAGAGGGAGGCCGAGGGCUAGUGAGCAUCAAGACCACGGUCCAGGAUGAAACAUCGAAUAUCCGAGAAUAUCAGAAAGAUGGCCCCAAAGGAUGAACUGCUAAGUGAAUGUCUCAGGCAGCAGAACCCUGAUGAGAGUGCAGAGGAGGAGGAGGAACAGACAACCUGGAGAGACAAACCCCUACAUGGCAUGUACCACCGUCAGAUAGAGGAAGUGGCUGAUAUCAAGAAAUCCUACCAGUGGCUGGAUAAUGCAGGACUGACAGACAGCACAGAGGCACUAAUCAUGGCAGCACAAGAACAGGUCAUAAGCACAAGAGCCAUAGAGGCCAGGAUCUACCAGAGUAGAUCAGACCCAAGAUGCAGACUGUGCAAAGAAGCCCCUGAAACAGUCCAGCACAUAGUAGCAGGGUGUAAGAUGCUAGCUGGAUCAGCGUACAUGGAGAGGCACAACCAAGUGGCUGGGAUAGUAUACAGGAACAUCUGCAACCAGUAUGGAAUAGAAGUACCCAAGUCCCAAUGGGCCAUACCACAGAAGGUGGCUGAGAACAACAGGGCCAAGGUUCUGUGGGACUUCAGCUUCCAGACUGACAAACAGAUCCUGGCUAACCAACCGGACAUAGUGGUGGUGGACAAAGAGCAGAAGAGGGUGGUGGUGAUAGAUGUGGCGAUCCCAGCUGACGCCAACAUCAGGAAGAAGGAACAUGAGAAACUUGAGAAGUAUCAAGGGUUGAAAGAGCAGCUGGAACAGAUGUGGAAGGUCAAGGGUUGCGUGGUCCCCGUGGUAGUGGGGGCACUUGGGGCAGUAACCCCCAAACUGGGAGAGUGGCUCCAGCAAAUCCCAGGAACGACAUCUGAAGCCUCAGUCCAGAAGAGCGCAGUCCUAGGAACAUCGAAGAUACUGCGCAGAACCCUCAAACUCCCAGGCCUCUGGUAGAGGACCCGAGCUUGAGGAUGACAUGGAUACCAUCCCCCCCCACCGAGGAGCAUAAGUCUUGUCACAGCCACUGCAAAGUCGGGCUGGAGCCGCCGAUGGGAAAACGAAACCUAAGCCGAGCACCGUGGCUCUUCGUCCUGAGGCGCAGAGCUAGCGCGCCCUGCCCGCGCUGGUUCUUUGGGGGGAGGGCAGAGGACUCUGGCUGUGCGUGGUGUGGCAUUACAGUCUAGCCGCUAUCGUUUUUCUAAGCAAAGUCUCUGUUCCAAGUUCCUGGCAGUUUCAAAAGCUUAUGAAAAACCUACAUCAUGUCACAGAGCGUUAAUCUCGCGAUAAAAAAAAUUAUCGCCGUUAAAAUUGAGUCAAGUUAACGCGAUAAUAACGCGACAUUUUUUGACAGCACUAAUAUUAUAUAUAUAUAUAAAUAUAAAUAAAAAACACACUUUUUUUUUUUUUUAAAUACACAUGCCCCAAGUGUUUUACUGGGAAAUACGCCACUUGUAUUUUUCAUACGAACCACAACCAUGACUUUUUUUUUCAACAUCUUCAUCCAAAUCGAUGAAUCGUUUUGAUGAGUACUGUGUGUGUCAAAUAUGUCUACAGUUGUGGUCAGAAGUUUACAUACACUCAUCACGGGCAUGAAUGUCAUGGUAAAU
This is a messenger RNA of Neoarius graeffei (lesser salmon catfish), 2152 nucleotides long. RefSeq lists its product as uncharacterized. The record is from RefSeq and is a predicted model, not a curated record. NCBI's taxonomy places the organism in Eukaryota, Metazoa, Chordata, Actinopteri, Siluriformes, Ariidae. The transcript has 2 exons. Bases 609 to 1499 code for a protein of 296 amino acids.